UCCCCGCCGGGCUCGCGCCUCAGAGGCCGGUGAGGCGCCGGCGGCCACGCCGCGGAGGGCGCGGGCCGAGCAGAGCCGGGCGUUGAGGCCCGCGCGCGCAUGGAGGCGUUGCCGGCAGGCCCCUGAGGGCAGCGGGGAGACACGACCCGGCGACCUCGCGCAUCCCUCGAGCCGCCACGCGCUCUCGCCACCGGGCGGCGACGGGCCGCGGAGCCGGAGCGGCCAUGGCGACGGGCGGCCAGCAGAAGGAGAACACGCUGCUUCACCUCUUCGCCGGCGGGUGUGGAGGCACAGUUGGUGCUAUUUUCACUUGUCCACUAGAAGUCAUUAAGACGCGGUUGCAGUCUUCGAGAUUAGCUCUCCGGACAGUCUACUAUCCUCAGGUUCAUCUGGGGACCAUUAGUGGAGCUGGAAUGGUGAGACCAACAUCUGUGACACCUGGACUCUUUCAGGUUCUGAAGUCGAUCUUGGAGAAAGAGGGACCAAAGUCACUUUUUAGAGGCUUGGGUCCAAAUUUGGUUGGAGUUGCACCAUCAAGGGCUGUAUACUUUGCAUGUUACUCCAAAGCCAAAGAGCAAUUUAAUGGCAUUUUCGUGCCUAACAGCAAUAUUGUGCAUAUUUUCUCAGCUGGCUCUGCAGCUUUUAUCACAAAUUCCUUAAUGAAUCCUAUAUGGAUGGUUAAAACCCGAAUGCAGCUAGAACAGAAAGUGAGGGGCUCUAAGCAGAUGAAUACACUCCAGUGUGCUCGUUACGUUUACCAGACUGAAGGCAUUCGUGGCUUCUAUAGAGGAUUAACUGCCUCUUAUGCUGGAAUUUCCGAAACUAUAAUCUGCUUUGCUAUUUAUGAAAGUUUAAAGAAGUAUCUGAAAGAAGCUCCAUUAGCCUCUUCUGCAAAUGGGACUGAGAAAAAUCCCACAAGUUUUUUUGGACUUAUGGCAGCUGCUGCUCUUUCUAAGGGCUGUGCCUCCUGCAUUGCUUAUCCACACGAAGUCAUAAGGACAAGGCUCCGGGAAGAGGGCACCAAGUACAAGUCUUUUGUCCAGACGGCGCGCCUGGUAUUCCGGGAAGAAGGCUAUCUCGCCUUUUAUAGAGGACUCUUUGCCCAGCUUAUCCGGCAGAUCCCAAAUACUGCCAUUGUGUUGUCUACUUACGAGUUAAUUGUGUACCUGUUAGAAGACCGUACUCAGUAACAUGCCAGAAAAUUGUGCUCUAGAAGAAUAAAACUGAAAAACUCUAGAGAAUUUUUCCCCCAUUGAUGUUUAGAACGUUUGAGACUGAAACAGGAAAGGCCAUAAAAUAUCUGGCUAAUAUCACCUGUUGGACAUUUCCUUUUGGAUUCAUGCUUUCUGGAAGGUUUAAAUUCAUUAACGUUAAUAGUUAAUUAUAACAUUUUUUUUAACUUAAGAGGAUUCAGGGUUAAGCACCAACUAAAUUAAAUCAUGCUAUUUAAUUUAAGUAUA
Molecule: messenger RNA, 1460 nt
Organism: Macaca mulatta (Rhesus monkey)
Lineage: Eukaryota; Metazoa; Chordata; Mammalia; Primates; Cercopithecidae
Gene: SLC25A33
Product: solute carrier family 25 member 33
Biological process (GO): pyrimidine nucleotide import into mitochondrion
Cellular component (GO): mitochondrion
Molecular function (GO): pyrimidine nucleotide transmembrane transporter activity
Source: RefSeq, a predicted model, not a curated record